This is a messenger RNA of Verruconis gallopava, 1053 nucleotides long. RefSeq lists its product as uncharacterized. The record is from RefSeq and is a predicted model, not a curated record. The coding region runs from base 1 to 1053 and encodes 350 amino acids. The transcript is spliced from 4 exons. Lineage: Eukaryota; Fungi; Ascomycota; Dothideomycetes; Venturiales; Sympoventuriaceae. Gene Ontology annotation, molecular function: zinc ion binding; oxidoreductase activity.
AUGCGUGCUGUUCUUUUCCAGGGUGCAAACAAGGUUUCACUCGAAGACCGACCCGUUCCAAAAAUUCAAGAUCCUAAGGAUAUCAUAAUAAAAGUGCGAUAUACCGCAAUAUGUGGCAGUGAGCUUCAUGUGUUCAGAGGUCAUCAAGCUUCCGCAACCGGAUUUAUUAUGGGCCAUGAAUUUACCGGUAUAGUUGAUCAAGUCGGUUCCAAUGUUCAAGAUCUUAAACCCGGGGAUCAUGUUGUAUCCCCGUUCACCAUUAGCUGUGGCACAUGCUAUUAUUGUGCACGGGGGUUCUCAUCGCGCUGCAAGAAUUGCCUACUCUUUGGAUGUCCAUUGCUCGAUGGUGGGCAGGCUGAGUACGUCAGGGUACCACUGGCUGAGACGACAGUUAUGAAGGCCCCGGCUGGAAUUGACGAGCUGAAGCUAUGUCUCAUGGCAGAUAUCUUCCCUACUGGCUAUUUUGCGGCUUUCAAUGCACUCGGCAAAAUGUCUCGUGACAAAGCUCGAGAAAGUGUAGUGGUGUUGAUCGGUUGUGGUCCAGUCGGUCUUUGUGCUUUAAUUGCGGCUUUGGAAUACGAACCACAGUCUAUCUUGGUAGUUGAUGGCGUCGAAGAUCGAUUGAAAACAGCCAAAAGACUUGGAGGUGAGCCUUGGAAUUAUCUAACGCAUCCUGAAGAGCUCUUCCAGCGCAUUAAAGAACUGACGGAUGGUCGCGGUGCGGAUGUUGUUAUUGAGGUCGUAGGCAACAGCGAUGCUCUUUCUAUGGGGUUUGAACUUCUUCGGCCUUGGGGAAUUAUCUCAAGUGUCGGAGUUCACAAUGGACCAAUCCCUUGGAGUGGAAAUCAAGCGUAUGGAAAAAAUCUGACUAUACAAAUGGGCAGAUGUCCGGUUCGAAGCAUUUUCCCAGAAGCAUUGGAACUUCUCGAGAAGAAGCAACAUCUGUUGAAUUUUAUGACCGAGACAGUAUUACCCCUUAGUCAAGCCGUUGAAGGUUAUGCUUUGUUCAACUCAAUGAAAGCUCACAAGGUAAUAUUUGAUACUGAAAAGUAG